Prorocentrum cordatum is the source of this 2409-nucleotide messenger RNA. Lineage: Eukaryota; Dinophyceae; Prorocentrales; Prorocentraceae. The record is from the annotation of a GenBank genome assembly.
CAAACAUUGCCAGCCCAAGGGAGAGCAGACCCUCGAGUGAGAUGCCGGUGCCCUCGCGUGGCAGCAGGGCCAGGUGAGACCCACGGUUGCGAUAGACGAGGUGCAGCGACAGCUUGAACUGCUGGCCCAGCAAACUCUGGAAUUCGCGGGGCGGCCCGAGGCCGCGGAGGGCUCGUCGCAGCGGGUGUUGUGGUCCAGCAGGCGCAGGUGCGCCUGCCUCGGGGACUGGCACCACGCCCCCGGGAAGGCGAAGGCAGGACGAGUCGAAGGGGUACAUGAGGUGAGAAGCCAGAGGUAACGGAGGAUUGGGCUGAGGGAUAGGAGGAAGACGAAGUAGUGUGGCGGGACACAUAAUAUUAGAAAAGAACACGGAAGACGACGAAUAAAGCAAUGACCCUCCCCAGAUGUGCAGUGUCAUGAAGUUGUUGCGCGCAUCGGUCCAGCACGCGCGCGCCGUCGGUGCCGCCGCCGGCGUCGUUGUCGUCGUCGCCGUCGUCGUUGUCGUUGUUGUCGUCGUUGUCGUCGUGGUCGUUGUCGUUGUCGUCGUCGUCUUCGUCGUCGUCGUUGUCGUCGUCGUCGUCGAUCGUGGCCAAGGCGGAGGUGACGGUGGCCAAGGCGGAGGUGGCAUCGGUUCCUGUUCUGUGGAGGGCGCAGAUCUCGGAGACGGUCGAGCCCAACGCUGCUACAUCGCCGUGGUGCAGGGCGACAUCGUCGAUGUGGUUCACGACGAGGAGGAGUGGUUGUACGUUCGGCGCGGCCCGUUCGGCGGGUGGCCGCCGCGAGGCGUCGUGCUGCCGGCGAAGGCAGGAGGCGGUGGAGCCCACGCUCUCGAAUCUGCGGGACGGCGCCCUCGGCAUAGGCCUCCUGCUUGUGGCUGCGGCAGUGUGGCGCGUGGUGACGCCCGUGUUCGGCCGCGGCGCGUCGUGGCUGUGGUGGCAGUGGCAGUUCCUGCUGCACGACCUGGGCAUGGCCAAGGACUGUGGGCGCCCCGGGGCGGGGAAGCGGCUCCGCAGCGCCCAAGCUGCUGGCAUGGUCAUGUUGCAGCGCUCUUGCAUCGGGCAGGCAGAGGUGGAGGACGCGGUGAGCGAGCCAGAGGCGCAGGACCACGGGGAUGGAUUGGCCUCUGGCGUCCGCACCAAGCAGCCCGAGAACCCGGUGCCCCCGCCGUCGCCCCUCGAGGCCGCCGAGAGCAGCGGCGCGGCGCUCUUCCAGCUGCUGGGGCCCGUGGGCGACCCGCGCAAGGCCUCCGCGGCGCGGGAGCGCGCGGUCAACCUCCUGCGGCGCGAGGCCAGGAGGUCCGACAACAAGGCGUUCGCCGAGUUCGCAGAGCAGGUGGCACAUAUGGCGACUGGUCCAUUCGACGAGGUGCAGGGGAUGAUUCAGAAGAUGAUUUUCCGCCUCAUGGCAGAGCAGAAGGACGAAGACGAACACAAGACGUGGUGCGACCUCGAGCUUGAGAAGACGAACAUCUCCAAGGCAAACAAGGAGGAGAAGAUUGCAGAGCUGGAGGCCAAGAUAAACACUGGUGAGGCAAAGGCCACACUCCUGGCGGAGGAGAUCGAGGACGCAAAUGAGAUGGUGGCCACCUUGGAAGAGCACAUGAAGGAGGCGACGGAGAUCCGCCAGGCCGGCUCGAAGGAGAAUGCGGCGGCUGUGGAGGACGCCAAGGACGCCCAGACAGCCAUCGCGCAGGCCACUGCGGUGCUCGAGGCGUACUACAAGGAGUCCGGCAUGAUCGGCUCAGAGGCGCUGCUGCAGCGCCGGCACCGGGAGCCCGUCACCAUCCCCGAGGAGCCCUCUACAUGGGACGCAAGCUACACUGGCAUCGCGGAUCCGACCAACUCCGACGGUAUCAUCUCGAUGCUGAAAGAGAUCUCUGCCGACUUCGCUAGGAUGGAGGCCGACACGCUCGCGUCCGAGGCGAUGGACAAGAAGAUGUACGAUGAGGAGAUGUCGAAGUGUGACAUCGAGAAGGCCAAGCGAGCCAAGGAGGCCGAGAUGAAGGCGGACGAGAAGAAGCGGCUGACGGACAAGGUAGCCAGCUACACGAAGACCCUGAAGCACACGACGUCGGAGCUGGAGGCUGUCGAGCAGUACAGCAAGGAUCUGUCGCCAGCUUGCUUGGAGGGGUCGUCCACAUAUGAGGACCGCAAAGCUGCUCGCAGUGGGGAGAUCGAGGCACUGAAGGAGGCCCAGGUGAUUCUGGAGGAGGCCUUCGAGGGGGGCGCCACGCCUGCCCCGGCGGCGGCGUUCCUGGCGCGCCCGCCGGCGGGCUGAGCGUUGUGACCGCGUGCGCUCUUGUGCCUGACUCUCGUGCCCUUCUGGAGGCGCCACGUCCGUGCAGCCUCCAGGAGAGAGCGUGCAGUUCCGGGGCAGCGCCGCCGGCCGCGCGGCGGCGGGGCGUCGGCG